Messenger RNA from Adineta steineri, 1199 nucleotides. Lineage: Eukaryota; Metazoa; Rotifera; Eurotatoria; Adinetida; Adinetidae. The record is from the annotation of a GenBank genome assembly.
AUGAUUGUAUUAAUAUCGAUUUUUCUCAGUUGUUUACUAAAAUACUCCGCUGCUAAUCGAACAAUUACUGUUUCUACUAACUAUGGUGAUGUACUUGGUUAUGAAACAGAUAUGGCUCGUAUUUUCUACGGCAUUCCAUUUGCACAACCACCUGUCGGUGACUUGAGAUGGAAUCGACCAGUACCUGUUUCUAAAUGGGCACCAAACGUAUUGAACGCUACAACUCGGGCUCCUGCUUGUCCUCAACCACCAUGUGGUGGUAUUCCAUCUCUUCUUUGCCCGACAAAAUUUUCGGAAGAUUGUCUUUAUUUGAAUAUUUUUACGCCACGAAUGACAAAUUCAUCAUCGACAUCACCUCUUCCAGUGAUGAUUUUUAUUCCUGGUGGAAAUUUUCAAUAUCUUGAUGCUUCAAUACCAGUCUAUGAAUCCGAACAUAUUGUAAAUAGUACAAACGUUAUCAUCGCUCUUAUUCAAUUUCGUCUUGGUGCACUUGGUUUUCUUGCAACGGGUACAGGACCGAAUGAUAUCACUGGUAAUUAUGGUAUUCUUGAUCAACGAUUAGCUAUCGCAUGGAUCAAAGCAAAUAUUGCUGCUUUUGGUGGAGAUCCCAAUCAGGCAAGUAUUGUUCAAAGUGCUCCUCUGGCAAUUCCUUUCAGAACAUAUGCAGAAUAUAUUGCACCUGCUGUUCUUCUCGCUGAACAACUUAAAUGUGCUGUAGGUGAUAUUAAUUGUUUACGUCGACAAACCUACCAAGAUAUUGCAACCGCUCAAACUAAAGUUGAUACUAUGUUGACUUCAUUCAAAUUUUUACUUUUCUUUGAACCAUGGUUACCUGUUAUUGAUAACAAAAUUGUCAACGGUCAACUCAUGGAUCUUGUUCAAAAUACAUCAUUUCCUUUGAAACCUAUGAUAAUUGGUACAUUAACCGAAGAAGCUGUUUUUUAUAUCUAUGAAGCAUGGGCACAACCAAUUACAAUACCACAAUAUAUGGAAAUUCUUACUUUUACUUUUCAUGAAAAUGCACUUAAAGUAUUUGAACGAUAUCCACCUAGAGAACUCGAUGAUCAACGAGCACUUGUAUCUGUUUUGGCUACACAAUGGGUAUUUGCAUGUCCAACACGGGUUUAUGCUCGUAAAGCUGCUACAUAUUCUUAUGUUUUUGGUUUUCCACUUGAUUUUGAUGGAUGGGAAAAUGAAAC